Molecule: messenger RNA, 921 nt
Organism: Chrysemys picta bellii (western painted turtle)
Lineage: Eukaryota; Metazoa; Chordata; Testudines; Emydidae
Product: ribonuclease-like
Biological process (GO): defense response to Gram-positive bacterium
Molecular function (GO): nucleic acid binding; RNA nuclease activity
Source: RefSeq, a predicted model, not a curated record
ACCCAGCCGGGCUGUAUAUAACAGGGCUGGAGGGGAAGGAGGCUCAGGGACGCUCAGCUCUGCUGGUAGCUGGAUCCAUCUCUGACGGGAGCCGCAGGACUCAGGCCUGCCCUGCUUCCGCAAUGGGUCUCUCUCGGGAUGGGCUCAGCCUGCUCUUGUUCCUGGUGCUGGCCUGGUGCCUGGCCCCGCCUGUCCGCUGCCAGGGCCCGCGCUACGAGAAGUUCCUGCGGCAGCACCAUGACCACCCGCGGACCAACGCCGGGCGGGAUUACUGUGGGGCCAUGAUGCAGCGCCGGGGCAUGGCCCGGCCCUGCAAAGACAUCAACACCUUCAUCCACGCCCCCAAGGCCCAGAUCCAGGCUGUCUGCGGCUCCGGGGGCAUCGAGUACUGGGGCAGGCGGCGCAGCCGGGCUCAGUUCCCCGUCACCACCUGCUCGCUGAAGGGCCCCCCGUGGGGCCGGUGCAGCUACCUGGGCCACACCAACCACAGAUUCCUCGUCGUCACCUGCGACCCGGCAGGCUGGCCCAUGCAGUUCGAUGAGAGCCACAUCAUGUGACGGGGCCGGGCACCACCGCCCUGCCCCGCCUUGGCAUGGAACUGAGUCCUCGGCCACGCGUUGUGUCGAAUGGGCCAGACCCCCGGCUGGUGUGAAUGGACUCUAGCUCCAUGGGGGUCAGUGGCACCAGCCCCCCAGCUGGUGUGAAAGGAGUGUAGCUCUGUGGGGGUCAAUGGGGCCAGCCCCCCAGCUGGUGUCAAUCUGCAUCUCUCUAUUAACAUUGGCACCACGGGAGCAGCGCUUCAAAGCCAUGCAGCUCCUGUCCGGUGAGAUGUGCUCUGGACACAAGCCCAGGACUGCCCGGGCCACGCAGGCUGCCUGGUUGUUCGCCCCGCUGCGUGCGUCUCUGGGUGGCCUGGACACC